AUGGAGCUGAACGCGAGCUCUCACCUGAGCUGGGGCUCAGGCAUCAGGAGAGCCCGGCUCAGCAACCUCAGCCACAACAGCACCGCGGGAGGGAGCUUGCAGCAGGAGCAAACCUACCGAGACUUCACCACCUCGGUCCAAAUCCUCAUCUUCAUCGGCUCCGUCCUGGGGAACCUGGUGGUGUUAUGGUCAACGUGCCGCACGUCAGUCUUCAAGGCCGUCACAAACCGUUUCAUCAAAAACCUGGCCUGCGCUGGAAUCUGUGCAAGUGUCUUUUGUGUGCCUUUCGACAUCAUCCUGAGUGCCAGUCCACACUGCUGCUGGUGGAUCUACACCCUGCUCUUCUGUAAAAUUAUCAAAUUCUUGCACAAGGUCUUCUGUUCUGUCACUGUUCUCAGCUUUACUGUCAUUGCACUGGACAGGUAUUACUCUGUCUUGUAUCCUUUAGAAAGGAAGAUCUCGGAUACAAAAUCCCGGGACUUGGUGAUCUACAUCUGGAUUCAUGCAGUUUUAGCAAGUGUUCCAGUUUUCGCGAUGACCAAUGUCUCAGACAUCUAUGCCAUGUCCACGUGCAGUAGUUCAUGGAGCUACUCUUUCGGGCACCUAGCUUAUGUAGUUGUCUACAACAUCACCACAGUGAUUCUGCCCAUUGCCGUGGUAUUCCUGUUCAUGAUUCUGAUCCGUAGAGCCCUCAGCACCAGCCAGAAGAAGAAAGUAAUCAUUGCUGCAUUACGAACUCCACAGAACACAAUUUCUAUUCCAUAUGUUUCCCAGCGGGAGGCUGAACUGCAUGUCAUGCUCCUCUCUAUGGUGCUCAUCUUCAUUCUUUGUAGUGUCCCUUACAUGGUUUUCGUGAUUUAUCGAACCAUUCUUAACAUCACUGACAUCUCUGUCUUUUUAAUGCUGACGGCAGUCUGGUUGCCUAAGGUUUCCCUGCUCACUAACCCAUUGCUCUUUCUGACUGUUAAUAAGUCUGUUCGGAAAUGCUUAGUGGGGACCGUGGUUCAGCUCCAUCGCAGGUACAGUAGACGCAACGUCGUAAGCUCUGGUGGCCUCACUGAUGCCACUCUUGAGCCUGGGGUCCGCUCAGGUAGCCAGUUGCUUGAAAUGUUUCACAUCGGGCAGCAGCAGAUUUUCAAACCCUCCGAAGAGGAGGACGACGAGAACGAGAUCAAGUCGCUCGCGUCUACUGAUUGCCGGCAGAAAGAAAUAGCCACCACCAGCUUGGAAGUGGAGCAGACUUUAGUGGAAAGGUUUGGCACCCACGCUAACAACGACUCUGCCGCAGUGGUGGGAGCGGCAGCAGCGCCUCCAGAUUCGGAUGCAACCUCCGACAAGUACGCAAUGCAGUUUGGCUUUGGCCCGUUCGAACUGCCUCCACAGUGGCUUUCCGAGACACGGAACAGCAAGAAAAGGCUGCUGCCUCCAUUGGGCAACACACCAGAAGAACUCAUUCAAACGACGGAAAAGCAACCAAAGUUCAGAACAGAGUGGAAGAUAAGUCGAAAUAAUAAAGUCAGCAUCUUUCCUAAGGUGGACUCUUAGUCCUUCGAACUAGCCCAACUAUAGUGGACAGUAUUUUGGACACAUGGAUUUCUAUAGCACAGAGUAUCGUAGCACUGCCUAUUUUGUGUUGUGUGUCGAACUAUUUAUUUAAAAAAUGGAGAACAAACUUCACAGCAAAUGCUUCUUUAAAUAGAAAACAACAUUCCCGUAAGUUCUGAUGAGAAGGAUUUGUAUCCAGGGUUGUCUUUCACCUUCAACUGAAGAACUUUAUUCACCAUAUCUUCAGAAUUGUGCACACAGUUCAUAUUUUGAUGUGGAAAAAAAAUGAGCGGGUGGUACUUUGGUUUAUGCUGUUAAAUCUUAAAAGUGAAUGACCUACUGACUGUUUGAAAAUCAUUUAUUUUCUUAUACAAUUUAUAUAGGAUUGCUUAAACAUUUCUUUUUUAAACUGGUGUUCGGCCUUGUUUAUUGUGACAGUGAGGGGGCAAACGGCAACUCUAGGAGACCAGUUAAUUUGCCUGUGAAACUUAUUUCGAUGUCUGCCCUCUCCCUUUCCUGCUAACCUUCAGAAUGUCAUCUUAAAUUUACCUACGUUUGCACUGAAGACCCCAUUUAUAAUCGUUUAACACAGAUUUCAAAAGCUCAUGUGACGUCAGUACUUGUGAUUCUUCCAACAGUUUAUCACCAUUCAAUUCGUUACAUCAGUUUGCAUGGCUGGCAGCUAUUAACC
Carcharodon carcharias (great white shark) is the source of this 2236-nucleotide messenger RNA. RefSeq names its product G protein-coupled receptor 176 (gene gpr176). Gene Ontology annotation, biological process: G protein-coupled receptor signaling pathway. The transcript is spliced from 3 exons. Gene Ontology annotation, molecular function: G protein-coupled receptor activity. Gene Ontology annotation, cellular component: plasma membrane. NCBI's taxonomy places the organism in Eukaryota, Metazoa, Chordata, Chondrichthyes, Lamniformes, Lamnidae. The record is from RefSeq and is a predicted model, not a curated record. The coding region runs from base 1 to 1545 and encodes 514 amino acids.